UGUGUGAAAGUGUCCGUGUAUGUGUGUGCAUGAUGGGGUUACAAAUAAGACAGAGAAGCAGAUGGGUAUAUUUAUACCUCCACUGAUUAGCAGACAGGUUGCAGCUCCCGCAAACAUGGUGGUUCAAUGCAACAGAGGAAAAAGAAAAGACUGAGACUCUGCUUGGAUUUUUUUGGGCUCCAGGAAGACCAAAACCACACCCAGGCAGUUCAGUUUGGGCAGAACCUGAAACUGCUGGCACUGACCACAGUACAAGUACAAGAAAAGCUCUGAAUAUACCACAGUGAACAACUGCAGACGAGAGUGAGAGAUCAGACAAAAAUACAGGAUAUCGGAAAUCUGACGAGACAAAGGAAAGUCGUCAUGCCAAGUUCAGGAGGAGCAGAUCCAAAGGGAGAAGAUUUCUCCACGGCCAUCCUGAAGGAAAAACACAGACCUAACAGACUCGUUGUGGAUGAGGCUCUCAAUGAAGACAGCAGCAUUGUCAGCCUGUCACAGAAUAAGACAGAAGAGUUGCAGCUCUUCCGGGGGGACACAGUGGUGCUGAGGGGGAGGAAGCGUCGCCAAACUGUUUGCAUUGUCCUGACUGACGACACCUGCAGGGAUGAACGAAUCCGCAUGAAUCGCGUGACGAGGAACAACCUGCGUGUACGGCUUGGUGACGUCAUCAGUAUUCACGCCUGCCCUGAUAUCAAGUAUGGGAAAAAGAUCCACAUCCUCCCUAUAGAUGACACCAUUGAGGGCCUGACAGGAAACCUCUUUGAGGUUUUUCUCAAACCGUAUUUUCUGGAAGCGUACCGGCCCAUACAUAAAGAUGACAUCUUCUUGGUGAGGGGGAGCAUGCGGGCAGUGGAGUUCAAGGUGAUGGAAACCGAGCCGAGCCCUCACUGCAUCGUUGCCCCGGAAACUGUCAUCUACUGUGAGGGAGAGCCAAUCAAAAGAGAGGACGAGGAGGAGAGUCUUAAUGAUAUAGGCUACGACGACAUCGGAGGCUGCCGGAAGCAGCUGGCUCAGAUCAAAGAGAUGGUGGAGCUUCCUCUCAGACACCCCGGUCUCUUCAAAGCUAUAGGAGUCAAGCCCCCCAGAGGGAUCCUGCUGUACGGCCCUGCAGGCACAGGGAAGACCCUGGUGGCCCGAGCUGUAGCCAACGAAACUGGAGCCUUCUUCUUUCUCAUCAAUGGUCCUGAGAUCAUGAGUAAGCUGGCAGGCGAGUCAGAGAGCAACCUAAGAAAGGCUUUUGAGGAGGCGGAGAAAAACGCUCCGGCCAUCAUCUUUAUUGAUGAGCUGGAUGCCAUCGCUCCCAAGAGAGAGAAGACCCAUGGUGAAGUGGAGAGGCGUAUAGUCUCCCAGCUGUUGACCCUGAUGGAUGGCCUGAAGCAAAGAGCUCAUGUGGUUGUCAUGGCAGCCACAAACCGACCAAACAGCGUGGACUCUGCUCUGAGACGCUUUGGCAGGUUUGACCGGGAGAUUGACAUUGGAAUCCCGGAUUCGACUGGCAGAUUGGAAAUCCUGCAGAUUCACACCAAAAACAUGAAACUAUCUGACGAUGUUGACCUGGAGAAGAUCGCCACAGAGACCCACGGUCACGUGGGCGCCGAUCUGGCUGCUCUGUGCUCAGAAGCUGCUCUGCAAGCUAUCCGCAAGAAGAUGACCCUCAUAGACCUGGAAGACGAAUCCAUUGACGCUGACCUGCUCAACUCCUUGGCUGUCACCAUGGAUGACUUCCAAUGGGCGCUGAGUCAGAGCAACCCAUCCGCUCUGAGAGAGACCAUUGCAGAGGUGCCUCAGGUGAACUGGCAGGACAUCGGAGGACUAGACGAGGUCAAGAGAGAACUUCAAGAGCUUGUCCAGUACCCUGUUGAGUAUCCAGACAAGUUCCUCAAGUUUGGUAUGACUCCAUCCCGUGGGGUGCUGUUCUAUGGCCCUCCUGGCUGUGGUAAGACCCUACUAGCUAAGGCCAUCGCCAAUGAGUGCCAAGCAAACUUUGUCUCCAUCAAAGGUCCUGAGAUGCUCACCAUGUGGUUUGGAGAAUCAGAGGCCAAUGUCAGAGAUGUGUUUGAUAAGGCCAGACAGGCAGCGCCCUGUAUCUUGUUUUUCGAUGAGCUAGACUCCAUCGCCAAGUCCAGAGGUGGUGGAGCUGGGGAUGCAGGUGGUGCAGCUGACAGAGUCAUAAACCAGAUACUCACUGAGAUGGAUGGCAUGUCAGACAAAAAGAAUGUUUUCAUUAUUGGUGCCACAAACAGACCAGACAUCAUAGAUGCUGCCAUCCUGCGGCCGGGCCGUUUAGACCAGCUCAUCUACAUCCCGCUCCCAGACAAACCAUCUCGCACAGCAAUCCUAAAAGCUAACCUACGCAAGUCUCCCGUGGCGCAAGAUGUGGAUCUUGAAUACCUGUCUGGCAUCACAGAGGGCUUCUCCGGAGCUGACCUGACAGAGAUCUGCCAGAGGGCUUGUAAGCUGGCCAUUCGUGAGGCCAUUGAGGCCGAGAUCAAGGCUGAACGUCAGAGGCAGAACAGACCAGGCAUCCCCAUGGAUGAAGACUUUGAUCCAGUUCCAGAGAUCAGGAAAGACCACUUUGAAGAGGCAAUGCGAUAUGCGCGCCGCUCUGUCAGUGACAAUGACAUCCGCAAAUAUGAAAUGUUUGCUCAAACUCUGCAGCAGAGCCGAGGUUUUGGGAACUUCAGGUUCCCUUCUGCUACUGGUACCCAAUCUGGAAGUCAGGGAUCAGGUUCUGGAUCAGGGAGGCCAAACCUGUACGGAGAAGAAAACAAUGAUGAUCUCUAUCACUGACACAAACUCACAGUUGAACAGCUGCACAAGGCUUUCUUCUUCCACUGCUGUGCUUGGCUUCCUGGGAGGAAUGAAAUCAGAGGAAUAAUAGGAUUGGAAAUGGCAAAAUACAAAGGGAGACAUGGAGGCAUAACUGUAAUGAUAAUUAUAAGGAAUCUUUUAAGACUUUAAAAAACACAUGAAGUAACAGGAGCAAUCAGAUGAGAAAAUGUCAUAAACGCAAUUUAUAUUUUAGUAUUGAAUUGUUUCAGUGUAAAACCAAUACACUUGUAAAAUACUGACAAUGACAUAAAAAUAAAUAAAUGCGUCAACCAUAAUAACAUCAAAUCACUUCCCACACUGUAAUCUGUUUACACGUGAGUAUUCUUUAAGUUGUGAAUGUGUGAAUUUAAACAUUUAAUUUUUUUUUUUAAUUUUUCAUUUUUAUGCCUCUGUGAUCUCUUUGACAAGGUUUAUCUUGGAGUCCUGAAUGUAUUUUUUGUAUACGUUUCAUUUAGGAGUACAGUUUAGAGUCUGAUUGAAUAAAAUUGAGCCAUUUUAAUGUUAUUAAUAACACUGUGCUUUUCCUGCCAUGACAAGUCAAAAUAUCUGUUAUAAAAGGGCAGUUUGAUUGAACAGAGUAAAAUAUGCAUCAUGCACUCACAUUAAAAACUGAGCAAUUAUGGUGUCAAAA
Messenger RNA from Scatophagus argus, 3463 nucleotides. Its product is annotated as Transitional endoplasmic reticulum ATPase. Gene Ontology annotation, cellular component: cytosol; VCP-NPL4-UFD1 AAA ATPase complex; nucleus. The record is from RefSeq and is a predicted model, not a curated record. The transcript is spliced from 18 exons. Gene Ontology annotation, biological process: autophagosome maturation; retrograde protein transport, ER to cytosol; mitotic spindle disassembly. Gene Ontology annotation, molecular function: polyubiquitin modification-dependent protein binding; ATP binding; ATP hydrolysis activity. The coding region runs from base 364 to 2790 and encodes 808 amino acids. Lineage: Eukaryota; Metazoa; Chordata; Actinopteri; Scatophagidae.